AUGCCAACAUAUGUUGUAACGGCUUCGAAAAAUGCCCUGUCGCCAGAGGCGAAACAAGCAUUAGCACGAGUUAUUACCGCUACUCACUGCGAAGAUGCAAACAUACCCUUUUAUUUAUGCCAGGUGGUGUUCCAAGACGUUGAGCCCAGCCAGCAAUUUUUGAACGCGGAACCUGUGGCUGUUGACCAAAUUUGGGUUCGUGGAGAUGUCAGGGCCGGCCGCUCAGAGGAGCAAAAGGCACGUAUCAUUGAACGCAUAGUCGCGGAGGGUAGCCAAGUGACUGGAGUUUCUGAGUCGAAAUUUUGGGUUUACAUUUGUGAUAUCCCCAAAAUGGCAGAAUACGGACGAAUCUUGCCUCCUCCAGGCCAAGAAGCAGAGUAUAUCGCCAGUCUACCUGCUGACAUUGAGGCUUCAGCGCGCAAUCUUGGACAUGUGUUUGUACACGGCGUCCACAUGACAGUGCUUCAUGCUGACUGCCAUACCGACAUUGCUCUUCCUUGCAAUUUCCCUUUCAAUAGUCCUGGCGCCGCCAAAUUCUCCUCUCUCGAUAAAGUCUACAGUCUCCUCCACGGCCAUAGAGAGCACUGCGAGUCUUUUGUUGAUGGCUACUUUGCCUUAUACCAGCCCGUGCAUCCAAUCAUCGACCCUGUUGGCUUCGCUGAUGAAGUCAACUGUUUCUGGGACGACCCAACACAGGCUGAUAUCUCCUGGCUAUCGUCAUUUCUCAUGGUAUUGGCGCUGGGCUGCUUCACAGUGACUCGAGAUACAAAGCUAAUGGUCGAGUUUUGCCUUGCGGCCGAAGCCUGUCUGUCCAAAACGGCAUUCUUGGUCCGGCCAAGCAUGUCAGUAAUGCGAACGUUGUGUCUAAUUGUUCUCGUUAAACAGCUCUCGAACGGCACAUGUUGGUCUUUUGAUGCGAGCUGGACACUGUUGGGUAUAAUUGUUCGCCUCGCUGUUUGCAUAGGUCUUCACAAGCCCCCGACUUCAACCCCUGUCGAGGAGAACGCGGUGACUUACUCUGAAUGGCAAUCUGGUCAUAUCUUAUGGAUAACAAUAGUCUACUUUUGCAUACAAACAGCAGCAGUUACCGGUAUGCCAACUCUCCUCUCCUCUGAUGAUAUUUUGGAGAGAACAGAUGUGCAGGACGUUUUGUUACCUCAUGCUGAGGGAGUUGGCCCGUGGUUCUCGUUAUGCGAUGCAUUUCCAAUAAUAUGCAAAAUUAUUGCGAGAGUCAAUUCCGGUACAAAAGCAACAUCUUACGACGAAAUACUCGAAUACAACGCCACCAUCAGACGGCUGAUGGCUGCCUCUAUGGAUCACCCCGAGUGCAACGACUCGUUACGUGCCAUCCUAGACAUCUUCUUUCGCCGUGUCUUGAUGGUACUCCAUCGCUGUCACGCUCUACUUCCCAAUGCUCCGGAACUAUAUCCUGUCUCUUACUGGGCUUCUCUCGAGUGCAGUUUGGCCAUACUAGUUCAUCAUCGAAAUCUCUGUGAGCACCGCGGUAAUUCCAUCUAUCAGGAUUUAUUAGGCCGUCUAUACAAACUUGACUUCUUCGCCGCCGCGCUGACAGCUAGUCUCUAUCUAUUACAGAGAGAUGCACCACUCGCAGUCGGAUUUGCCAUACCGCCUAGACAGACAAUCCUCGAGACAUUGGAGACCUGCACUGAGAUAUGGGGUAGAGACAAAGAUAGAUCCAUUUGCUUUCGUUCUGGAUACAGGACGUUGACGUUCAUUCUAACUAUGCUGUCCGGAAUGGAUAGCAUGACAGAUUAUGGACUGCCACACUCAUCGGUAGCGUGUACGUAG
Molecule: messenger RNA, 1809 nt
Organism: Trichoderma asperellum CBS 433.97
Lineage: Eukaryota; Fungi; Ascomycota; Sordariomycetes; Hypocreales; Hypocreaceae
Source: RefSeq, a predicted model, not a curated record